This is a messenger RNA of Sciurus carolinensis (gray squirrel), 5739 nucleotides long. It is a transcript of the gene Synpo, whose product is annotated as synaptopodin. Gene Ontology annotation, molecular function: actin binding. Gene Ontology annotation, biological process: positive regulation of actin filament bundle assembly; spine apparatus assembly; modification of dendritic spine. The record is from RefSeq and is a predicted model, not a curated record. Bases 249 to 3728 code for a protein of 1159 amino acids. The transcript is spliced from 3 exons. Gene Ontology annotation, cellular component: stress fiber; nucleus; spine apparatus. Lineage: Eukaryota; Metazoa; Chordata; Mammalia; Rodentia; Sciuridae.
AUAGAUCUUCUUGAAGCGACCUCCCACUCCAGAGGUCAAGAAGGGUUAAGAAGAAGGUGUUGGGGGCCCGCCUCCUCAUCCAGCCCAGAAAGGACUUACCUUACUUCUCAGCUGGACCUCGCCCCAACUCUCUGAAGGUGGAUCUGCAGAGAGCCAGAGGACGAGAGGAGCCAAGAGCAGUGCUCACUCAGGCUGCCCCAGACUAAGGCCAGUGCCCACUCUUCUGCAUCAUCAGGACAGGCAGCCUCAUGCUGGGCCCUCACUUCCCUCCACAGCCCCUCGGGCCUGGAGAAGGGAGGCUGACCCCCUGCACCUUCCAGAUCCCUGAUGGGAGCUACAGGUGCCUGGCGCUGGAGGCCGAGGAGAGCAGCAGUGAGGAGGGCCUGCAGGGAGAGGUGGGGCCCAUGGACCAGGGAGAGAACAAGGUGGCCAGCAGCAGCAGCGGCAGCAGCAACUCUGCCUGGAGAGCCACGCAAGGGCUGCCACAGCUGCCCAGAGCCCUGGGCAUCCAGCCACCCAGAUGUUCCAGGGAAGCACCAGGGGGGUCCCAGCAUGACAACAGGGCCAACCAGGACUGGAACGUGGUGAAGGCCCAGCAGGUGAUGACAGCCAGCCCCAGCCCCAGCCCCAGCCCUGGGCCCAGGGUGGCCCAGAAACCAGCACUGGGCCGGAGCACUAGCCUCACCGAGAAGGAUCUGAAAGAGGCCAAGGCGCGGAGCCAGCAGAUCGCAGCCCAGCUGACCACCCCUCCCAGCUCCAAUUCCCGGGGUGUCCAGCUCUUCAACAGGCGCCGGCAGAGAGUGAACGAGUUCACUUUGGAGAGCCACGGCCAGAGGGUGCAGGAGCCUGGCCAGGAGUCCCCAAGAGUACCCUGUGCAAGCCCCGCAGGCCAUGCCCCAGGACUCAGCUUGAGUUCCACCUUGCUGCCCAAGCCAGGCUCUUCCAGGCACCCUGACCCUGAGACCCGCCACAGAAGGGUCUCUACCCAAAGUAUGGAGGGGUACUCGGAAGAGACCAGCUUGCUGCGGCACCUGGAGAAGGUGGCCAGUGAGGAGGAAGAGGUCCCACUGGUGGUUUAUUUAAAGGAGAAUGCAGCUCUGCUGACAGCCAAUGGGCUCCACCUGUCCCAGAACCGAGAGGCCCAGGAGUCCCCGCCCACCCCUCCUCCAGCGGAGGUCCACAGCCCAGCAGCAGAUGUCAACCAAAACCUUUCCUCAUCCAGUACUGGGCUCACCACACCAGCUCCUAACAGCAACCACAACCUGCCAGCCACCGAUGUCAAUCAGAACCCCCCAGCAGCUGUCACCCCCCAAAGCCUGCCACAUUCUAGCACCCAACAGAAUUCUUCCGAGGCACAGUGCCCACAGAAUGGCACGAGGCCAGAUUCCAAACCCAGCACCCUGUGUGCUGAUGGGCAGCCCCAGGCGCCAGUGGAGGAGGUGAGAUCCAGCAUGCUCCUGAUUGACAAGGUCUCAACUCCACCUUCUGCCACUGGCACCUGCUCCAGAGAAGCUACCCCCAUCCAGGGCUCCGGACCCCUGGUCCAAGAUUUCAUGUCCAGCUCCCUGCUCAUCGAUGUGCAGCCCAGCACCCUAGUGAUGUCAACAGAACAAGAGAUGUCCGGGCGGGUAGCAGCCACCACACCCACCAAGGUGUACAGUGAGGUCCACCUCACGUUGGCCAAGCCCCAGUCCGUGGUGAACAGGACGGCCAGACCUUUUGGGAUCCAGGCACCCGGGGGCACUAGCCAAAUAGAGCGGAGCCCCAUGAUGGAGAGACGACACUUUGGGGAGAAGGCCUCUGCUCCCCAGCACCCCGCCAUGGUAGACAGGAGUCCCCGGCCUCAGAGACAUGUAAUGUCCCACAGCCCCAUGGUGGAAAGGAGGCUGGUGGGGCAGCGAAGCCCUGCCUUGGAGAGACGCCCCUUGGGGAACUUCACCCCACCCCCCACCUAUGCAGAGACCUUGUCUGCGGCUCCCCCGGCGUCCCGGGUUAGGUCUCCCCCCUCUUAUUCUGCCCUGUAUCCUAGCUCCGACCCCAAGCCUUCCCAUCUGAAGGGCCAGGCAGUUCCUGCCAGCAAGACAGGCAUUUUGGAGGAGUCGAUGAUCCGCAGAGGCAGUCGAAAAUCCAUGUUCACCUUUGUGGAGAAGCCGAAGGUCACCCCCAAUCCAGACCUGCUGGAUCUGGUACAGACGGCCGAUGAGAAGCGGAGGCAGAGGGACCAGGGGGACACCUGUGCCGAGGAGGAGCCCUUUGCGCUGGGGGCCGAGGCUUCCAACUUCCAGCAGGAACCAGCCCCUAGGGACAGGGCCAGCCCCGCUGCAGCUGAGGAGGCUGUCCCUGAGUGGGCCUCCUGCCUCAAGUCACCCCGCAUCCAGGCCAAGCCGAAGCCCAAACCCAACCAGAACCUCUCAGAAGCCUCUGGGAAGGGGGCUGAGCUCUACGCCCGCCGCCAGUCACGGAUGGAGAAGUAUGUCAUCGAAUCUUCAGGCCACACUGAAAUGGCCCGUUGCCCUUCACCCACCAUGUCCCUGCCUUCAUCCUGGAAAUACUCCACUAAUGCCCCUGGGGGCUUCCGAGUGGCAUCCUUAAGCCCAGCGCGGACCCCGCCUGCCUCCCUCUACCAUGGCUACCUGCCUGAGAAUGGGGUCCUGCGCCCAGAGCCCACCAAGCAGGCCCCCUACCAGAUGCGGCCCUCUCUCUUUGUCCUCUCGCCCAUCAAAGAACCUGCCAAGGCCACGCCUCGAUCUGCCUCCUCAAGAGCUGCAUCCUCAAGAGCCGCCUCACCAAGAGCCGCCUCCCCCGCCAAGCCCAGCUCCCUGGACCUAGUGCCCAGCCUGCCCAAGGCGGGCCUCCCACCAUCUCCGGCACUGCCUCGGGCUUCCCGCUCCUCCCCAGGCCUCUACACCUCACCUGGCCAGGACGGCCUCCAGCCCACUGCCGUGAGCCCCACCUACAGCAGUGAUAUCUCCCCCGUGUCUCCCUCCCGGGCAUGGUCUCCCCGCGCCAAGCAGGCCCCCAGGCCCUCCUUCUCUACCCGGAACGCAGGGAUCGAGGCUCAGGACCGCCAGGAGAGCCUGCCUACCUCCCCGCCCUGGACGCCCAGCGCGUCCCGGCCCCCUAGCAGCCUGGACGGCUGGGUGAGCCCAGGGCCGUGGGAACCGGGCCGCGGGAGCAGCAUGGGAAGCCCCCCGCCGCUGCCGCCGCCGCCCAUGUCUCCCUCGUGGAGCGAGCGUUCAGUAUCUCCGCUGCGAACCGAGACCGAGGUGCGUCCGCCCAGCCGCCAGCUGCAAGCGCUCCUGGCGCGAAACAUCAUCAACGCGGCCCGGCGCAAGAGCGCCUCCCCGCGGUCAGCGGGCGCCGAGAGCCUUCGGCCCUUUUCGCCUCCCGGGGUACCGCCGCCGCCGCCGCCACCGCGCAUGCGCUCGCCGCAGCCCGCCCGCUCCAGCCCAGGGUUGGCAAGGGCGGCGGCGUUCACGCCCAUCCCGCCCAGCCCCUUGCUGGCCGGACCCUCGUCCUGCACUAGUCCCCGGAGCCCACUGCCUGCGCCGCCCAGGCCCUUUCCCUACCGCAGGUCGCCCACGGACUCCGACGUGUCUCUUGAUUCUGAGGACUCUGGGGUUAAAUCGCCUGGCAUCCUCGGCUACAACAUCUGUCCCCGCGGAUGGAACGGUAGCCUGAGGCUCAAACGCGGCAGCCUCCCCACGGAGGCCUCCUGCACUACCUAAAGCCCCAGCCCCGGAGGGCCGAGCCGGAAGAAAAGUUAUUAGGCCUGGGGGACCCCGGCCUGGCGACCCGCAAGGGAUCUGGCCUCAUUGGAUAAUAUCAGAGAUAAGUGGUCAGGAAGUAGCGCUCUGGGUUUAGGAACCGAGUAAGGAUCCAAGCUUGGGUCUUAGCUCAUGCUCUAUUAUUCAGUGCUGUGACCCUGGACUAGACCCUUCCUCCGUCUUGUCCUCAGCUUUUCUCAUCUGUUUAAUACAGCUUUGGACAAAGGAGUCGCCAAAAUCUAAAAUUCCCCUUCCAUCAACACACAGAAACACUAGUGCCUUGGAGGAUGCAGUUGCGCAUAGGACCCUUGAACUUGCUGCAUUCCAGGGUUCCACACCCCCUCCUGGCUCUUUGCUCUCUGGAGUCUGGCAAAUAAGGGGUAUAUUCAUAAGAACCUAGGCCAUGUCCCAAGUCCAGGCCCUGACUUGACCACCCAGCUCCCUGGCACCACGUCCCAAGCAGGAGCAGCUGUUUUCCAUCCCUUCUGGGACAAGCUCUAUUUUUACCCAGUGACCUUUAGAGAGAUCUCCCAAGGCAGCUCAAGGUGCCUUGCUCAUCCCUCCGGAGAGAAGGGGCAGAAAGAUUCUCCCUGGACCCUGUCAUGCUCCUUUCUCCAUCCCAGGUCAGACUGUUCAGGGCAUCCCUUCUGUAGCCAGGGCAAUAAUUUUCCACAGUCCUGUCUUGGGCCUCCAACCUGCCUAUCUUCUGGGCCUGUUCAUGGCAGGUUCUGGGCUCAAAGCUCCGCUAAAGAGAGAAGAAGAAAUACAGAAUUACCCUGUGGCCUUACCUGAUUACCCUCAGUUUGGAGUUGCCCAUUUGGAAAGAGAGAGGCAAAGAGUUCCUUGUUAUAGAAAGUAUGCAAACCAUGCAGGAUGCACAAAGGAGAAUCUAGCAGGGGAUAGAUUGGCUCAGACCACCUCCAAGAGCUCUUCCAGUCCUCAGAUGCAUUGCAUGGUAUUAGGAAGUAGGAAGGGUAAUGGUGACAAAUUGGCUGAGCUUGAAUUCAGGGGCAGACAAGCUUAGGUAGGUAAGUGAAGGGUUAGGCCAGAGUUUCUGGUCACCUAGGAAGCACCUCCCUCUUCAGUUUUAGGCCCCAUCCCCAGUGUCCAUAUCAUAACCAGAAGAGUGGGCACUGUCCCACCUACCUCUUUAUCAUUGCAGUCUGGCCUAGCUCAUGCCUCGUCCCAGGGACCUUGGGGACCCUAGCUACAGGCCCUAGCCCAUCCCUUAAACCUUAGUAGUUCUGAUUCCAAUCCCUAGGAGGGAACCGGAGAGGAAUGUGGCUGUUCUGUAGUUUCUAGAGCAGGAUGGUGGUAUCCUCUGGAAGUUCAGAUUAUCAGUUUCAGAAUACUUUGCCAGGAUGCAGCAGAGCGGUGACUGAAACUGGCUAAGGAUCAAGUAUCUGUAGGUGAAAGAAUAUUAGGAUGUGGUGAGGAACAGUAUAAUUUUGGGUUAGGGAUAGACUUGCCCACCCAGCAGAGUAACUUUAGUCCUAGAACCUUCUGUGUAAGGCUAGGGAAAACAAGGGUAAUGAUGAAAGAGAGUCGGGGUUGGAGUGGGGCACUUUGGAAUAAAGGAGUGAUCCCAGAGGGUUCCUAGGGCCUGGGGUCAUGGACCCUGUUGGUAGGAAGAUGAGAUGGGACUCCUCCUCAUUUAAUAAGUGACCACAUUUACCAAAGCCCCUACCUGCUGCAGGGACCCUUGUAGCAUAGGAAACCAGGGCUAAGAGUACCGCCCAGAGAAAAGAUACUGAGGCCUCUGGCUGAUGCACUGGCAUAGAAGAUCCAUUUCUACCUGCAUUUCUCCACAGAGCCAACAGGAGGCAGCCUUGGGAAGCUGCAGUUCUUUCUCUGACUGUGCUCUCCUUGUGACUGCCAUCUCCCCCACCCUCUCCUCUAACCCUCUAGAGAUUGCUUGUGUCCUGCCUCUAACCUCCUGUAGAAUUCAGCUAAAUAAAUGCUUCCUGCAUUC